This is a messenger RNA of Lotus japonicus, 1591 nucleotides long. Its product is annotated as magnesium transporter MRS2-3. Lineage: Eukaryota; Viridiplantae; Streptophyta; Magnoliopsida; Fabales; Fabaceae. The transcript has 2 exons. Gene Ontology annotation, cellular component: membrane. The record is from RefSeq and is a predicted model, not a curated record. Gene Ontology annotation, molecular function: magnesium ion transmembrane transporter activity. Bases 62 to 1330 code for a protein of 422 amino acids. Gene Ontology annotation, biological process: magnesium ion transport; transmembrane transport.
UUCGGGAAAUUGAGUAUGAAAUUGAUGAUAGAAUAGGAAAUGAAAGCAAAGGGAAGGGAAGAUGAGGGGGAACGGGAAUGGCAACAACGAUGAGAGGUGGGUUCGGAAGAAGGCCACUGGGGUCAGGGCAUGGCUCCUUCUUCAAGCAAACGGCGACACGGAGGUCGUUGAGGCCGGGAAGCACGCUAUCAUGCGCCGCACUGGUCUUCCUGCACGUGACCUGCGUAUCCUGGACCCUCUCCUUUCGUACCCAUCCACCGUUCUCGGCAGAGAGAGAGCCAUCGUCAUCAACUUGGAACACAUCAAAGCCAUCAUCAUCGCUCAUGAGGUUCUCCUUCUCAAUUCCAGAGACCCCUCCGUCACCCCUUUCGUCGACGAACUCCGCGCCAGGAUCCUCCGUCAUCGCCACGCUACCACCUCCAACCCUAAACUCGAGAUGGACAAUCCUGAAGAUGGCGGCAUGAAGAUUCUCCCCUUCGAAUUUGUCGCACUCGAGGCUUGCCUUGAGGCUGCUUGCAGUGUCUUAGAAAACGAGGCAAAGACGCUCGAGCAGGAGGCUCAUCCCGCUCUCGAUAAGCUCACUUCCAAGAUCAGUACUCUCAAUCUGGAACGCGUUCGUCAAAUCAAGAGCCGUUUGGUUGCCAUCACUGGUCGUGUUCAAAAGGUAAGGGAUGAAUUGGAACACUUGCUCGAUGAUGAUGAAGAUAUGGCCGAGAUGUAUCUCACCGACAAGCUAGUUCAGCAGCAGUUCGAAACUUCUUCUGCUGAAGAAGAUCAUGAUGGGGACGCCAUGGAUAAUCUUCUUCAACCAGAUAUAGAUGAGGACGGGACACAUCCUGAAAUAUCAUUGGAACCUGGUGGAGCCAAUACAAGUGAUGAAGAUCAUCAAAAUGCUCAACACCCUUCUAGUUUACUUAGAAGGGAUAGCCGCGCUAGCACUACCUACAGUGCCACCACCAAGCAACUUGAUGUGGAGGAGCUUGAGAUGCUCUUGGAAGCUUAUUUUGUGCAGAUUGACGGCACUCUCAACAAGCUAUCUACGCUGAGGGAGUACGUUGAUGACACGGAGGAUUACAUCAACAUUAUGCUGGAUGACAAACAGAACCAUCUCCUACAAAUGGGAGUCAUGUUGACCACAGCAACUCUGGUUGUAAGUGCGUUUGUUGUUGUGGCUGGUAUUUUCGGUAUGAAUAUUAAAAUUGAGCUGUUUAAUCCCGAUAUAGCUGGAAUGAGAGAGUUCCUCUGGACUGUUGGUGGCAGCACUGCUGGAACCAUAUUCUUGUAUGUGGUUGCCAUUGCCUGGUGCAAGCACAAGCGCUUGCUGGAGUAACUAGGCACCCAAUUCAUCAAGAAAUAUAAUGCAAUACAAAAAAACUACGUUGUACUUAUGUGCUAUAAACUUUAAUAUGAGACUGCUGCAGCAUCUAGUUGCUUCUUGUACACGAUGAUCCUUCAAUUUCAACUACUGUGCAUGAUAUUCUGUGGACAGAAUGCCAGAAACAUUAUUUUAUGUACACUUGCUGCAUUUCCAGCAACAUUUCUGCUAUUUACACUAAGAUUUUCCUCUAAGAUUCAAGGAUUUUUCAUCUCA